Molecule: messenger RNA, 527 nt
Organism: Wyeomyia smithii (pitcher-plant mosquito)
Lineage: Eukaryota; Metazoa; Arthropoda; Insecta; Diptera; Culicidae
Exons: 2
Coding region: 18-527 (169 amino acids)
Source: RefSeq, a predicted model, not a curated record
UAGACGACACUCGUAGGAUGGAAGCCAAACAGCAGCAAGCGGCGUUGAGCCUGGGAGCCGAACAGCAGCAACAACCGACGUCGAGCUUGGAAGCCGAACAGCGUCAGCGCAUCGAAUUGCGCAGCGCAAUUGACCGAUUCAUGCGGCGGGCGGAGAAACACGAUUCAGUCGAACCGAAGGAAGCCGGCAAAUACGUGAGGCCGUUACCGACCUCGGUUUACGACAAUGGCGCAGCUGGUAGCGGCUCUGACAAGCAUUUAAGAGUAACCGAACGAAAAUCUACUGAAAAGUUGAUAGACGAGCUGUCAGAAGUGAAAGCCGAGUUAGAGAGAACUCGUUUCGAAAACGAAGAACUAAGUCGCAUUGUGGCUGAAAUAAGACAGAAUGGAAACGAAUUCUAUGACGCUAGAUCCAGCACCAUGUGUAAUGAACACAGUACCGCGAAUGAGACUUUACUCGCUACAAUGAGUAAUAUGUCGCUGAGCAGUCUCAAUAUUCCUGAAUGUGUUCCAGUUACUUCCAGGUGA